Verruconis gallopava is the source of this 765-nucleotide messenger RNA. RefSeq lists its product as uncharacterized. The record is from RefSeq and is a predicted model, not a curated record. The transcript is spliced from 2 exons. NCBI's taxonomy places the organism in Eukaryota, Fungi, Ascomycota, Dothideomycetes, Venturiales, Sympoventuriaceae. Bases 1 to 765 code for a protein of 254 amino acids.
AUGUCUUUCGAGACGGUUCAGAGUGAGGUUGGGUUCGGUGCAGGUAUUGCACACGGUGGAAGCCUAAGGGAUACCACGACGGGUAUCUUUUGUGUACACCAAGGCCAUGGUGCUUUUUGGAGGAUUAGCGUGACGCCCAACGUGCCCCCGAUGGAGAGUAUCGAUAGAGCAGGCCUAAGACACGGCCGCCCAGGGUCCACUCGGGUGGUUGGCCGCAGAUCUAAAGCUGGACCGACUGCUCCAAAACAGAGAGUUUCAACGAAAUAUUGGGAGGACAAAUACCAAGGGAGAAUCCACCCAGUGCCCUUGCAAGCUUCGAGAACAGCGGCACAAGCGUGGCUGGUCGCAUGCGAGCGGGCCAAUGCGAUCAACGGGCCCGUUCCUAAACGACAAGGUGGUGGCGAGAGCACGGCUGGUACAGGGUGUCUGGUGCGACUUGAGCCUUCGACAAGCGAGGCCAACUCUUGUCGCUCAAUCGGCUUGGGCUGGCCAGGCUGUAUAGGACAGAUCGCUGGCACAGGAAUAGAAGUGCCCGCUCCACCCCUUCACUGCUGCUUUUGCGAGCGAACGCGCAUGCGAGCAGGCGGCACGCUGCAGGUCUGCAAGCAAAAGAACAGACUGCUUAUGUGGAACUGCAUGGCCGAGCAAGGGAGAACCCUGGGCUUGCCAAACACCUCAGCGGACUCACAGCACGCUCGGCUGCCCAAGCGCGCUCCGGCUGUGGCUUGGGGAUCUCGAGACAACCUCAAACACUUCAAGUUUUGA